AUGACUUCGAGGUUGGACCGGCUCCUCCUUCUACUAGAUACGGGCUCUUCCACCUCCGUGAGGUCGACAGCCGCGAAGCAGCUCGCUCAGCUAGCAGCCAAGUCCGUGAUAACUGAUGUUGCCAUCGAGGAGGAUGUCAAGGCAGCCCGGGCAAACGUGCCUCGAGUGGAUCCAACGGGGUGGUCUGAAUUGAUGGCUGUAGUAGCUCGAAUAUUACCUUAUUUGCAUUCCAAAUCGCAUGAUACUCGAACGGCAGCUUCGGUCGCUCUUUCACAUAUUUUCUCGCUGGUUCCGCUAUGGCAACCUUCACCACCAGAUCAAGACGGCAAAGACGGCGCCGCACCUGCGCAGGAUGGGGAGACGGUUCUCAAACCACCGGACUUUCCCCUCUUUUCGGUGCAGGAAUUAAUGCAAAGAGGCACUCUACUCUUAGCCUCUUCGGGAAAAGAGUUCACGAAGCCUACUGGUAUCCUUGCUAACACCGCAGAGGUAAAGAAAGCUCGCAAGGAAGCUAUGAGUAGGCUGGGUCUCGACUUCUUAGAUAGCGUAGGCGGCGGCGAAGACAUGGACCUGGAUAAGGAGCUCGCUGCCGAGGAAUCAGAGAUGGAGGUUGAUGGCGGCGGCGGCGGCGGCAUUAAAGACGAGGAUGAAGGACCAAAGUGCGCGCUGCCUCCACCAGUCGUCGAGACUCCGGACGUGAAGAUGAAAGAGGAAGCGACUCCGUCUUCGCGACCGGGAUCUGCUACGCCAGGACCUUCGACCCAAGCUUCUAUGUCUGCAGCCGAAGAGGACCUAAGUGGUCUGUCUGCUAGGGAGCGUAACCGCUUGAAGAGGAAACGAAAGCCUGGAAACGCUGCCUUCGUCGCUGCUCCUCCUCCUCCGACUCAGGGCUCAGGAUCGAAGUACAAUGCCACGCCUGCUGGCGGUCAGUCAAAUAAAGCUCGUCUCGUUGCCGCCGAGGAGAACAAUGCUCGCUCUACGUCAGGUGUCACAAGUCCGCGCUCCCCAUCGGACGAGGCGGCAGACAAAGUUGUCAUCGACCCGACAAAGGGUGGUGCUGUGAUGCCCAAGGCAACUCAGCAGUCGAAUGCGCUAGACGUACAGCCUGGGUGCUGGAUUUGGGACGGUGUAGUCAAAGUGUUGGAAAUCGACUUAUUCAGUCCUCAAUGGGAGGUCCGGCAUGGGGCUGCGCUUGCGCUGCGGGAAUUGCUGAAGAUCCAAGGGAAGUACGGCGGGAUGAAAGAUGGUUUAUCAACUGCCGAGAAUGACGUCGCCCAUGAAGCAUGGUGUAAUGACCUUGCUGCAAAGCUCCUUUGCAUAUUCGUACUUGACCGUUUCGGCGACUUCGUAUCGGACCAGGUCGUUGCACCUGUCCGCGAGACAGUCUCGCAAACUCUGGCGUCGCUCCUUCUCCACAUGCCCCGUCGAUCGGUUCUGCACGUCCAUUCCAUUCUCUUGCAGAUGAUACGGCAGAAUUUUGGCGCGGACGAAAGCAAAGCGAACGAUCCUCACACACUGGUUUGGGAAGUGCGCCACGCUGGGCUGCUCGGUAUCAAGUAUGAGGUGGCGGUGAGGAGUGACCUAGUGGAGGCGGCUUCGACGGAAGAAGACAUUAAAGCGGAGGAUGGACUUGCCGCGUCGGAUUUGUCGGGGAAGGAGGUGUUGCGUGGCAUAGUCGACGCGGCCGUCCUUGGCCUAGGUGACCGUGAUGACGAUGUACGCUCCGUUGCAGCAUCCUGUUUAUCACCCGUUGCUUCCCACCUGGUGCAACGUUUGCCGGAAGCGCUGUGCCAAGUUCUCUCAGUCCUAUGGAACUGCUUGAGGGACAUGAAGGAUGACCUGAGCUCAAGUGUAGGCGCGGUUAUGGACUUGCUUGGAAAGCUCGUCACCUACGACGAAGUCAUCCGUAUUCUUGCCAAUGAGGAACUGUCGUAUUCACUCAGCGUCCUCGCUCCUACGCUCUUCCCUUUCUUUCGACACACCAUCUCAAACGUCCGGCUCGCGGUAGUCGAAACGCUGCAGUCGUUUAUGACCGUCCCGUCCCUGCCAAAGGACUGGGUCUCAGCUCCAUUCCUGUGCCUCCUGUUCCAAAAUCUUAUAGUCGAGGAGCGCCCGGAUAUCCGAAGCGCCACUCUGAUUGCAUGGCGGACGGCCGUCUCCAUCCUUGUGCAUGCACCCGGUCGAAUGGAAAAUGCUGUGACGUCGCAGUUGCUUCUCGAUUGGCAUGGCUACCUUAUGACGCCUGUCGGUACUCCAAUAGAGGCAUCGCGGUUCUAUCAUCCCACCUCCCUAGGGGACGACCUUGGGGUGGAACGACACAACGUCGACAAGAGUAUGCUGGCGCAGGACAUGUCACUCGUCACCUUCGAUGUAGUGAUCAAAGCUCGCAUAGCUGCUUGUAAGGCCCUGGCCUGCUUGAUGGUAUCCUGGCCCAGCGAGCAAAUGGAAGAGACUUUCAGACCAUUCAUCUGCCACUACGCAGGCUCUUCUAGCAUGUACCAGAAGUUCUUCGCCGCCGUCAUCGCUGAAGAGUGGGCUCGUGAAUGCGACAAAGGGUCUGAUCCAUCGUCCAUGCUCAUCGAACGUUCCGCGUUGGCCCGGGAGCUCAGCAAUGCGAUGCUGUCGUGGUUACAGAACGAGCCGCCUGAGGCCUACCACGAGAUGAUCUUAACGCUUGCACGCAUUCAUCAAGAAUGUUAUCAGCUGCUACAAUCUUUCGUACAUGACUACAAAGUUUCACCUGACGCUAUUCCGGUCUUGGGCAUGGAAGUAGACGUGACAGGGACCAAGGAAGGACACUUCAGUAUUCAUACCGCUCGAGAUGCCGUUGGUCCAAUGUUCACAAAGCUGAAGGAUGGCCUCGGUCGGACGAAGAAGAAGAAGGACUUGUCGGCCGUAAACGAGAAGCGAAAUAAGGUCCUAGCCAGCAUUGAACGCUACGCGGAGAUGAAAGCACAGUAUGACAACCGUGUUUCUGCUGCGUUCGCCGCCGCAUUCGUAGCAUUCAAGGGUACACCUGAGAAGGUCAGCCCAGUCGUCAAGGGUAUCAUGAACGGUAUCAAGAAUGAAGAAAAUGAAGAUCUACAACGCCGCUGCGCAGUUGCCGUAGCUUCGUUUAUUGAGUUCUGUGCUCAUCAUAAUCUUACUCAACCACCCGAUAAGAUCGUCAAAAACCUUUGUACUUUCUUAUGUCAGGAUACGGAACAUACACCAACCUUUGCUUACCAUCGCAAGGUCAUGGACGGUAUCCUGUCUUUCCACGGUGCAUCCCGUGGUGGCCACGCAAAUGGGAAGGAUGCCGCAAGAAAGGAAGAAUCCGUUGCACCUGAUGAAGCCUUCAAGUCGAGGUUAUCAAGACGCGGGGCAUCGUUGGCUUUCGUGGAGCUCUCAAAUAGCUUUGGUGUCAGGUUACUUGAGGUUAUCCCAGGGAUGUGGCAUUGCAUGGCCGGCGGUUUGCUCAGCGCCUGUUCGACUGAGUCAACGGCUCAAGCAGACGGCUCGAUUGAGAAGCAGUUUGGACAAGAUGUCAUUGACUCUUUGAGCGUCAUCGAGACCGUAGUCCCGAGCUUGCACGAGGAGUUAUGGCAAAGAAUCAUCGACAUCUUCCCGAACAUAAUUAUGGCCCUCAGGAGCAAAUUCGCUAUCAUCCGUCAAUCUGCCGCUCGCUGUUUCGCUACCAUCUGCGAUGUCAUGCCAAUGCAAGGCAUGAAGUACGUUAUAGAGAACGUGAUACCUCUCCUCGGGGAUGAUGUUGUCCCCUCGAACCGGCAGGGUGCAACAGAACUGAUGUACCACAUCGUUCAGAAGUUGGAUAUAAAAGCUCUACCAUACGUCUUGUUCAUGAUUGUACCCGUUCUGGGCAGAAUGAGCGAUCCGGACGACGAGGUUCGAGCGACUGCUACCAAUACCUUCGCAUCGCUUGUUAAGAUGGUCCCAUUAGAGGCUGGCCUUCCGGACCCUCCAGGAUUCUCCGAAGAGCUGCUCAAGCGCCGAGAACAGGAGAGACAAUUCCUUACCCAACUACUGGACGGCAGCAAAGUUGAGCAAUACGUACUUCCCGUUCCAAUCAAAGCGGAAUUGCGCAAAUAUCAGCAAGAGGGCGUCAACUGGCUGGCAUUCCUCGCAAAAUAUCAGCUACACGGUAUCCUUUGUGACGAUAUGGGAUUGGGCAAGACGCUGCAAUCAAUAUGCAUCCUAGCCAGCAAACAUCAGGAGCGCGCAGAGAGGUAUAAAGAAACCCAUUCACCGGACUCCGUUCAUCUACCCUCGCUCAUUAUCUGCCCCCCGACCCUGACGGGACACUGGUACUAUGAGAUCCUCAAGUACACGGAUACUCUGAAGCCAAUGUUGUACACGGGCAACGCGCGCGAGCGUACUAAGUUGCUGAAGAGGUUCUCUCAACACGACGUCGUUAUCACUUCCUAUGAGGUAAUACGUAACGACAUCCAAAGCUUGCAGGACUUGCAUUGGCAUUACUGCAUACUAGACGAAGGGCAUAUCAUAAAGAACGCCAAGACGAAACUGACUCAGGCCGUUAAACGGAUAAAAGCACACCACCGCUUGAUCCUUUCCGGCACACCGAUCCAGAACAACGUGCUUGAGUUAUGGAGUCUGUUUGACUUCCUUAUGCCGGGUUUCUUAGGAUCGGAGUCUUGGUUCAAUGAAAAGUUCAGCAAGCCUAUUCUGUCGAACCGCGAUGGAAAGGCGAAGACGGGCGAAGCAGCUGCGUUGGCUCUCGAAGCGCUACAUAAGCAAGUCCUGCCCUUCCUCCUGCGACGACUUAAGGAAGACGUGUUGCACGACCUCCCGCCCAAGAUCAUCCAAGACUACUAUUGCGAAUUGUCAGACUUGCAAAAGUACCUAUAUGAUGAUUUCUCCAAGUCCCAGGCGGGUAUAAGUGCUGAGGACGUGGUGAAAUCAGUGCAACCCGCGAAGGGUAAAGAACAGCACGUCUUCCAAUCGUUGCAGUACUUGCGAAAGUUGUGCAACCAUCCAGCUUUGGUUCUCAAAGACCCUGAGGCCAUAAAGGAGGCCAUGACGAGAGCAUCGCUAAAGGGCGACCAUGGCACUUUAAGCGAAAUCCACAAUGCUCCGAAGUUGCUUGCAUUGAGGCAACUACUAAAUGAUUGUGGUAUCGGCUGCGCCCCCGGAUCGGUAACCGAAGGGUCGAAGAGUGAGCUCGCAGAGACGGUCCCAACCUCGACCGGUGCAUUCUCGCAGCAUCGUGCUCUGAUUUUCUGCCAGAUGAAGCAAAUGAUCGACAUUAUCGAGCACGAUUUGUUCAAACAGUACAUGCCUUCGGUUACAUACAUGAGGCUCGACGGGAACACGGACGCCAGCAAGCGCCACGCCAUAGUGCAGACUUUCAACUCAGAUCCUAGCAUCGACUGUCUUUUGCUUACCACACAUGUCGGUGGCCUUGGGUUAACGCUUACUGGCGCUGACACUGUGAUCUUCGUGGAGCAUGACUGGAACCCGAUGAAAGAUCUGCAGGCAAUGGACCGCGCGCAUCGCAUUGGUCAGAAAAAGGUCGUCAAUGUGUAUCGUCUCAUUACCAAGGGUACCCUGGAAGAGAAGAUUAUGGGGCUACAGCGCUUCAAACUGAACAUCGCCAACUCUGUGGUGACACAACAGAACUCUGGCCUCGCUUCUAUGGACACGGACUUGGUCCUUGACCUUUUUAGACGGACAUCGGAAGAGGAAGACGCCGCCGCCGCUGUGAAACGCAAAGACAAGGACGUUUCUUCCAGCGCCGGAGCGGCGCCGCAUAAGAACGUCCUGCAAGGCCUGGAGGAUCUACCCCCGGAGGAGGAGUACGAAGCUCUCAGCCUGAACAGCUUCAUGAGUUCGCUAGGGAACGAAAAUUAGAGGUGGGCAAUAGAUGUUAUAUGUAUUAAUGUCUAAUCGUUGCGUCGCACUGUUUUCGAGCACCAUGAACUGAUCUAGAAUGCAU
Molecule: messenger RNA, 5953 nt
Organism: Gloeophyllum trabeum ATCC 11539
Lineage: Eukaryota; Fungi; Basidiomycota; Agaricomycetes; Gloeophyllales; Gloeophyllaceae
Product: SNF2 chromatin remodeling protein
Exons: 18
Coding region: 1-5868 (1955 amino acids)
Molecular function (GO): TBP-class protein binding; ATP binding; DNA binding
Source: RefSeq, a predicted model, not a curated record